UGGAGUCUAGUUCAGUAGUGCGUCCUGAGAGGAUGGUCCGGUGCCGCUGCCCGUCUGCUCGGCGUUCACUGGCACCGUCGUCUCCUGUCAGUGUCAAGCGUUGCCCGGUGCCCGCCGCGCCAGCCCUCACAGAAUAAGCGUCGCGGUUGUGUCUUUCUGAACGCUGUGAGGCGCGUGUGUCAUAUCCAAGACGAGACAGAUAAGAAGUAAAGUUAAAGCUCCGGAGAAAGAAAAGAAGAGGAAGAGAAAGAAAAAGGAAAAAAAAAAUCUGUUAAAGAAAGUCUACUAACUGAGAAAUAAGAAAAGUGUAAACUCGAGGAAGUUAACUUAGAAAAAAAAGUGUGAAGUUUCAGUGUAAUAUUUAUCCUCGCUUCGCAUCUGCUGAGCGCCCGUCUCCUUGAUCCUCCUUCCAGCCCUCCUUCUCCCCACUGGUCCUCCUCUUCCCGCUAUUCUCUACUUCCCGGAGAGGCGAGGGACCACCGACACCAGGAAGAGCAGGAGCGUGAGAACCUGCUCAUCAACUCACUCUCACCCCUCCCCUCCUGAGCAUGACACCUGAGUGGUCGCUCAUUAGCACCUGGUGACGUGUGCCAUCUCCAUCAUCAACACCUUUGUCAUCUGCAUCGGUACACUUCUCUCCAGCUGUGGUCGAAGAGAGAUGAGACAUCACGGAGCUGGGAAAGGCCUGAGGAUGGCGGCGAGCGGUCAUUGCCAUGGACGCUGAGGGCGACCCGUCGAGGUCCGCGACAGCUAGAGUCGUGCCGCGCGUUGCUGUGCUUUUGUUGUAAUUCGCACUUGGAAAAGAAAAUGUGUUUAAAGGCCUCUCAUAGACGGUUGGCCAAGUGAUACGCAGUGACAAAGCUAAGCGUGAGGAGGCCUGGCAGGCGGCAGCAUGACGUGGACGCGGCCAGCCUGGUGCAGGCGGGCGGGCAUGACGCUGGUGGUGGCGGCGGUGGUCCUGGCGGGGGUGGCGGCAGUGGGGGCGGCGUCCGUGAGUGGGGGCGGCUCACAACAACAGCUCACUCAGGAGGAGAGGCUCUACCACCCCCGUUCUCCCUUGUACCGCCACGCCCGCGCCCGCCGCCUCGCUAGUCCCCCCACCAAGGAGUCUGAACCCUCUGGGGAUGUCGGCGCUAUGGUUGGGCGUCUACAACAGCUCACAAAUACCUCCACGUCCGCUGUGGUGAACACAACGGCAGGCGGCGGCGGUGGAGGGAAGGGCGGAGGGAAUAUAGUAAAGCCGCAGGAGGUGAGAAGGCGAGGGAAAACCCGCGAAAAUGUGCUCCUGUCGGUUAGUAAGACGCGUAGCUACAACACGUUCAUAGACACGAGUAGAGUCAACAAGAGCAAGAGGUCGCCCCGCAUGGUGAAAUGUGCUAUCGAGCCGCCCAUAUUAAAACUGCCCCAGAGCGACGACCACGUGAUCGACGUGGCGGUGAUCGUGCCGUGUAACGAGUCGCACCAGUACUCCCGCAUGAAGGUGCUGCCCGUGGUGGAGCUGGCCGUGCGCUACCUCCAGGAGAACGGCCUCCGCGGACCUCUGGAAAACUACACCAUCAAUAUCCGCUACAGGGAUUCGCGGCUGUCCUCCACCUACGGCCCGCUCGCUGCCGUCGACCUCUUCUUCAAUAACUCCGCAGGUGAGUGUGCGAAGUGUUGUUACCUGUGGUUUCAAGGCCCUGGCGCUGUGCUCAUUUUUAUCUUCUUUCAUUCAACGCAUGUUUUUUUAUCACCUCCCUCGGCAGGUAAGUGUGGAGAGGUAUUGGUACGUGUACGAACUCCAAAGGCCUGGCACUCCGCUUUUAUUUUCUCUUCCUUUAGGGACUACAUAUUUCUUGUUCUUUGUUUAAUAUUUGGAUGAUAUUAUUGUACCUCC
This is a messenger RNA of Eriocheir sinensis (Chinese mitten crab), 1876 nucleotides long. RefSeq lists its product as uncharacterized. The transcript is spliced from 4 exons. Bases 893 to 1861 code for a protein of 322 amino acids. NCBI's taxonomy places the organism in Eukaryota, Metazoa, Arthropoda, Malacostraca, Decapoda, Varunidae. The record is from RefSeq and is a predicted model, not a curated record.